AUGCCAAAAUCAUCUUCUAGAACUUUAUUUGACUUAUUUGCUUUACUCACUGAGAAACAUAGCAAAGAGGUAUUAAGAAUAUCCAUGCUAAAAACAUGGAAAAGAUAUGAUAGUAAUAGAAGCCAUGAAACAAUAACGUUAGAAACAAUUCAUAAUCCAAAUGUAUCUAAUGAAAUAAGAAUUGAAGCACAAAAGUUUUGCAAUUUUGUAAAAGAUGAUUUUAUGGCGCCAUCAUAUGGACAAAUAUUAGCUGGAAAAAAUAAUCAACAACCAGAUUUUGUUAGAUAUUUUGGUUUACAAUUAAUUGAAAAUAGCAUAAAAUUUAAAUGGAACGAUGAGACUUAUAAUGAUAAAGAACGAGAAAAAAUUAAAAAAGGAGUCAUAGAAUUAGUCAAUGAGGGAAUUGAUAAUAUAUUUGUUGAAAAAUUGUUUAUUAAAGAAAAAAUAGCGAAUUUAUUUGCAAAUAUUAUAAAGAUUGAAUUAACUGAUAAUUUAUUUGAGAUGGAUAAUCUUGCACAAUCUUAUUAUUUUUCAGAACCAAUAAAACAGGAGUUAAUGCUUAUCGCUUAUCGUUAUUUAGCUGAAGAUCUUGAUAUACGUGAUUCAUUGAUAAGUUUAAUUUCUAGCUUCAAUACUCUAAAGAAACAAUAUCCUCAUGGAGUUAAAAAUGAAAGCAAUCAACAAGGAAAACUUACAAUUAUGUACAGUGAUACAAACAAUGAAGGAUGGUUAAUAAGAUGGACAAGAUCAUUAAAUCAAUUAAUGAUUAAUUUCCAGAAUCAAGCUGCAAUUGAGUGUUUGUUGGUGAUUGUAUCUAGAAACUUUCAAAAUCCAGAAGAUCGAGCAAUUGUUCUUGAGCCAUUGCUUGAUGGAAAUCUGAUCGAAUUAUUAUUUUCCUCGUAUAGAAGGCUACAACCAAUUCUUUUAGAUGAGAAAGAAUAUGAUUAUACAAAAAAAUUUGUUGAAACUUUGGUAGUUUUGGGUGAUAAGCAUAUUUGUUUCAAGAACAAUGGAUCAUUACCUAAACAAUUUCAAAGAUAUUUAGAAUUAUUGUAUGAAAUUUCAAAACAUUCAUCAAAUUUUAUUGCUUCAUUAACAAUGAUCUUUUGGAACUCGGCAUUACGACAUCCAUUUAUCUCUAAAACUUUCAAUGAACAAGAAUCCUUAUUAUUAAUGUUAUUGGAAUUAUUUUCAAAUAGAGCACUACUUCUUAUGCAACCAGAUGAUGUUAAUAAUGAAAUAGUCUAUUAUAAUGAAUUGGAAUUUGACACAAUUAAGGAAUAUCAUAACUUUGCACAACCAAUUCGUACAAAAUGUAUUGAAGCAAUAAAAUUAGUAGUUCAAAUAAUACCAAUCCAAUCAUUCAAUUGGAUGUUUAAUCGAAUUCAACCAUUUUUCAAUAUUAAUCCUAAUCAAAAUGAUUUAGAUGAAAGUGGGGUGUGUAAGAUGGAUUCUUUGCUUUAUAUAAAGUUUGAUUUAGAAAUGACAAUAAUGGAAUCAAUCCUUUCUUGUAUUGGAACUUUUGUUAAAAAAGACUGUGAUAAAAAUAAUGAUGAUACUGAAUUAUUACGUGACCAAAUAGUUAAUGAAAUGAGAAAUUUACUUAAAAUUUUGCUUGACAUUGAAAAUUUGAUUUUUAAAUAUAUAAUUUUUUGUCCUGAAGGGUUUCAUUUAUCAGCAAAAACAUCCAUGCCUUCAGCCAUUUCACGAUUAAGAUCUGGAGCAAUGACUACUUUGAUUAAACUUGGUGCUGCUAUUCCUGAUAUUUUAAUGAAUUUAUAUGGUGAAAUAUCUUAUUAUAUAAACAAUAUAAUAGCUGCAGAUAAAAAAUUGGUGACUGGAAGAGAAAAUGUGAUUUUUGAUUCAAUUGUUGAAAGUACAAUAAGUGAAAUUCAUUCAAAGAAAAUUAAAAGCUUUUUAUCAAAUAUAUCAGAAUUUUGUGAAGCUUCUGGGCUUGUACUGCUUUCUUCUGUUGUUAAUGAUAUGAAAUUGAAGGGAAUGUUUAGUUUUAAUUCAAUCUUGGAGGAGGGAUUCUUUGAAAGCUUUGAAGAUUGUAGAGUGAGAACAACUAAAACAGGAAAUGAUUCAAGCAAAAUCAUUCCAGAACUAAAUCUAUGGGAAAAAUAUAUUCCCAUAAUAGCAACAUCAAUUUUAUCAUUAAUUAGAAAUAUUCAUUACCUUUGGAAUACUGAAUUAUGGGAAAAUAUUCCAGCCGAAUUACAAAGGAUUUUAGUGCCAAGUGAUGAAGAAAAAGCAUCAUAUUUAGGAUUUCAACAAAAGUCCAAUCCAACUAAUGAUGAUCAUUCUAAACAAUAUACCAUUGUAGGAAUGAUUGAACGAUUACAUAAAUGGCUUUAUAAUAUAAGGAUAGACUGCUAUCGCAUUCUUGGUUGUUUAACCUUUUUUGAACCAUUUUAUUCUAUUCCCAAUAUUCAUGAAUUAAUUGCAACUUCAUUAUUUGAAAAUGCAAAAUAUCCUUAUGUCAUGAAUUGUCAAACACCUGAAAUACUCUCGAAUGUAUUACCACAAUUAAUAAAACACUUGGAUCAAAAGUUGGUUAAUGAAUGGAGUAUUUUGAUUGAAAAAGGAAUACAAAUUUCACCGCAAGAAGAAACUUUAUGUCAUCUUAUAACUUUUGAAGAUAUGAUAAGUUGUUCAAGAGCUGUUCAAUUAUGUAAUAAAAUGAUAAAAAGUUUAAUUCAAAAUGAAUCAUUAAGAAAUUUUGUUGGUAGAGAAUUAUUGAUAUCAGCAUUACAGGCGUUAAAUGAUGGGCACCAAAAGGAGAACCAUUCAUUGAUAAUAGCAUUAAUUACAGAAAUUUAUUUAUCGUUAAGACCAAUCUCUUCUGUGCCAUAUGAAACAUUUGGUCAAAUAUUAAAUUUAGAUCAUGUUAAAUUACAAGAUUUUGAAGCAUCACUUGUACAAGGAAUCGAUUUAAAAGAGCAAAGAAAUACGGUAAAAAAAUUUCUGGGAGGUUUUACAGGAGUAAGAAAAGUCACAAUGACAGUCAAAAGUUCUUCAUCAUCUCAUAGAACAAUCAUUGGCGAUUAUAUAAAACCAAAAUUAAAUGUUCUAGAUAUAAUUGAUGAUUCAAAUGAGUCAACAACAGGAUUGAAAGAGACAAUUUCUCGGAUAAUAACAAUUCAAAGUGAUUUUAUUUGGUAUAGAUUGAUAAAAUUAUCCCAAAUUUUAGAAUAUGGUGCAGCUAUUGAAUUUAAAUCAUAUAUUGUCUAUUCAAUCUUUAGCAUCUCGAUAUUUCCAAUCUUACAAUAUGUAUUUCGUGAAAGCAAUUUAUUGACCGAAGUAGUUCCUCAAUUAACCUAUUCGAUAUUCAUGAUCCUUAUUUGUAUACUGGGUAUAAGAUCACACUGGCGUUUCACUAAAUUAUUGAGAGUCACUAAAAAUUCUACUUCAACUUCUGCCACUGCCACAGCCUCCUCUUCCUCUUCUUCUUCAAAUAAAAUAUUAAUGAAAAAUGAAAAAUCGUUAAACCCCUCAAAAUGGAUUCCAAAAUCAUAUACAGCCUCCGAAGAAGAUUGUGUUAAAUUAAAACAUUCGCCAAGUCCCUGGUCAUCACAACAAUCACGUUCAGCUAACGAUGUUGUCAAUAGUAGCUACUAUAUAGAUAUAAACGAUGAUUCAACGGUUGUCAAUAUCAACGGUACACCAAUGGCACCAAAGAAAUCACCAAGAAGACCAUCAAUUAAAACUAAAACAAAUGAUAAUAAUUAUAUCGCAGAAAUAAAUGUUAAAGAUGAUGUACUUUCAAAACUAAUAACUACCGCUACUACAAAGACUUUAUCAAGCAAACCUUACCAACAAUCUCCACUUAAUCCGAAAAGAUCGGAUAAACCAGAAUCAUUAAAAACAUCUCUUCCCCCUAUCACUAUAAGAGCUAGGUCGGGUAGUUCAUCAAAUGUUAUAGAAUCAAAUAACAUACGGAAAAGUGCAAUAAAUAGAAAUCGAUCAAAUAGCACAAAUACUUUGAAUAAUAGUAAUAGUACUCUGAUCGGCGGUGGUACGAGAAGGAUACCCGGAAGUGCAAGUAGCACUAAAGGUAAUACAGGUAGUAGAGGUGGUGAUGGUGUUAAAGGAAUAAAUACAUUGGGAAGAAGUAGAUCAAGCAGUAACAGUAGUGCCAGUUCAUCAGGAAGUAUAUUAAAAAAGAAGGUGAUUAAGCCAACAAGAGAUACAGUUCUUGGUAUAAUAUAA
Messenger RNA from Entrophospora sp. SA101, 4212 nucleotides. The record is from the annotation of a GenBank genome assembly. Lineage: Eukaryota; Fungi; Glomeromycota; Glomeromycetes; Entrophosporales; Entrophosporaceae.